Molecule: messenger RNA, 369 nt
Organism: Zasmidium cellare ATCC 36951
Lineage: Eukaryota; Fungi; Ascomycota; Dothideomycetes; Mycosphaerellales; Mycosphaerellaceae
Exons: 1
Coding region: 1-369 (122 amino acids)
Source: RefSeq, a predicted model, not a curated record
AUGACCCCAACCAUCAAAACCACAAGCGCCUCCGGCCUCCGCGAACAGAUCUUCGCCAACCUCAAGACCUGCUUCCCGACCCAACACCAAGACUUCGAGAUCAUCACCGCCGACAAGAGCGGCCGCAAGACAGCGUGGGUCAUCGACACCGCGGCCGCAACUACGGCAGUCAUGAAGGGCCCUCCAUGCACGACGUCUGAGGAGGCGCUUGAGGGGCUGCUUGAGGCUACGUCGGUGCUUGUGGGACAGACGUUGGGGAAUGUGUUCAUGGAGUUCCAUGUCGUGCCGAGUGAGAUGGUGGGGGAGGGGUUUGUGAGGGAGGAUGUGAAGUCUAAGCCGGAGAUGGGAUCAGCUUCCUUCGUGGAGUGA